AUGUCAAGCGGCGACUACUAUGGCGGCGGUGGCCAGCAAGGCUAUGGAGGUCAGGGCUAUGAUGGCGCGCAUCACGGACAGCAGCAAGCGCAAGGCUACCAAGGCUACCCUCCACAAGGACAGCCAGCUCACGAGCAGUAUGGCGGAUCGCAUAGCCCAUACCCACCCCAGGGACAUAGCCCGUACCCAGCACCACCCCACGAUCAGUACCAGCACCAGCAGCAAGGCUACAACGCCCCACCGCAGAACCAGUACGAUCAAGGCUACGAUCCCAACCGCAGCCACUCUCCCUACCCGCCUGCGCCACAACACCAGCAUAUCCAGCCGCACCAAGGCUACCAGGAUCCCAACCAGCAACACGGAUACGGUGGUCAGCCCGGAUACGGCGACCACCAGCAGCCGGGCUAUGGUCAGCAGCCGGCUUACGGCCAGCCCGGCGCUCCAGGAGGUCCAGCCGAAGGCGACCGCGGCCUAGGUUCGACUCUCAUCGGCGGCGCUGGCGGCGCAUUCCUGGGUAACAAAAUGGGCGGAGGAACGUUGGGCACGCUCGGCGGCCUUGUUGCUGGUGCUAUCGGCGCGAACGUGCUAAGCGACAAGAAAGAGAAGAAGCACAAAAAGCACAAGUCGCAUGGCAGCCACGGCUCGCAUCACGGCUCUUCUCAUGGCUCUUCUCAUGGCUCUUCGCAUCAUGGCUCCUCGCACCAUGGCGGUUCGUCGUAUGCGGGGUCGGCGGCGGUGGGCGGCUUGUAUCCGGAGAGCCAUGGUGGGAGUAGCCAUGGACAUGGACACAAGAAGCACAAGAAGCACAGGAGCCAUAGCCGCAGUCAUAGUCGUGGUAAGAGCAGCUCUUCGUCGAGCAGUGACUCGGACUAGGAUUGCUUUGAUUGGGCAUUGCUUGCGUUAAUGUGAUAUGACUUGUUUGCUCUGCGCGGUUGCGCGAGCGUUGGUAUCCCAUAAGAUAAUGAAUCCCGUAUUAUUAUUACUAAA
Messenger RNA from Parastagonospora nodorum SN15, 987 nucleotides. RefSeq lists its product as hypothetical. The transcript is spliced from 3 exons. Bases 1 to 873 code for a protein of 290 amino acids. Lineage: Eukaryota; Fungi; Ascomycota; Dothideomycetes; Pleosporales; Phaeosphaeriaceae. The record is from RefSeq and is a predicted model, not a curated record.